Molecule: messenger RNA, 825 nt
Organism: Drosophila innubila
Lineage: Eukaryota; Metazoa; Arthropoda; Insecta; Diptera; Drosophilidae
Product: leucine-rich repeat-containing protein 40
Exons: 1
Coding region: 52-765 (237 amino acids)
Molecular function (GO): protein binding
Source: RefSeq, a predicted model, not a curated record
AUUUUCAAUAAAUAAUCUGAAAUUUUUUAUUAAACCUGUUUUUCGGUUAUAAUGGUCGGUGAUGGUUUAAAUAGUCCCCGUCAGCAGGGCGGCAAAAUCCAAUCGCAAGAGAAUGAUCCACAAUUUCCAGACAAGUAUUCGAUGCGUAACACACGAGUACUUAAAAUGAAUAUGGGCCAACUGAAGACAGUCCCGGAACACAUAUUCGAGAUCGCUUGCAAUGAACUGGUCAAUAUUGUGAAUCUUGAGAACAAUCUGUUCACCGAAGUGCCUUAUGAUCUGCAUUAUUUGAGCGAGUUGCUAACCGAGCUGAACUUGGCCAAGAACCAAAUCUCUUUCAUACCCUCGUUUAUAUCGCAGUUCUCGCGUCUUCUUCAUGUGAAUCUGUCCUGCAAUUUGCUGCGCAGUUUGCCAUUGGAGUUCGCCGGUCUUCGAAUGCUCUGUGAAUUGAAUAUUUCGCACAAUCGCUUUGAUCAGCUGCCAAGAUGCAUCUACGAGCUGGAGAAUCUCGAAACUCUUAUCGCCAAUGAUAAUAAAAUCCGUGAAGUGGACGCCAGUGAGAAUGGUCUUGGUGCCCUCUCCCGACUCAGCUAUCUGGAUUUGUCCAACAAUGAUAUCCAGGUCGUACCGCCCGUGCUGGGCAACCUCACGAAUAUUGUAAAUUUGCAGUUGUCUGGCAAUCCUUUUCGUCAACCACGUCAUCAAAUUUUAGCAAUGGGCACCGCCACCAUUAUGGAUUAUCUUCGUGGUCGCAUUCCUCUGUGAAGGACUGUACAACUUUUAAUUAUCAAUAGUAAAAUAUGUACAAAUUAUAUGAUAUUUUAA